This is a messenger RNA of Exophiala aquamarina CBS 119918, 1155 nucleotides long. Its product is annotated as 5-methyltetrahydropteroyltriglutamate-homocysteine methyltransferase. Lineage: Eukaryota; Fungi; Ascomycota; Eurotiomycetes; Chaetothyriales; Herpotrichiellaceae. Bases 1 to 1155 code for a protein of 384 amino acids. The transcript has a single exon. Gene Ontology annotation, molecular function: 5-methyltetrahydropteroyltriglutamate-homocysteine S-methyltransferase activity; zinc ion binding. The record is from RefSeq and is a predicted model, not a curated record.
AUGCCGCUUCCAACAGGCGUCUAUCGUGCUGACCAAGUCGGUUCACUUCUCCGACCCAAAGAGAUCCUUGCAACUCGAGAAAAGUUGGCGGCUGGGGAAGCCUCGGCAUCAGAUCUGCAAAGACUUGAGGAUAAGUAUAUUGCAGAUGUGGUACGCAAGCAGCUCCAAGCUGGACUGCGGUCCAUCACCGAUGGCGAGUUCAGAAGAGCUUUCUUCCACCUCGACUUCUUGCAGCAUUUCGAUGGGGUCGAGGUGGAGGGCAGCAUGACCUCGACAAACAAAUCGAAGGGUGGGUGGAUGCCACCUCGAUUAGUCGUGACCGGCAAGUUGGGUCACAGCAAGCCGAUCCAGGUUGGUGACUUUAAGUUUCUCGAGGGUCAGAUCGCCAAUGCUGGUGGCGAGGGCAAGUACGGCAAAGUCAGCAGCAAAGUUGCGAUCCCUAGUCCAACGAUGGUGCAUUUCCGCGGCGGGCGUGAGAGCAUUGAUGUCGAGUCGUACCCAUCUUUAGACGCGUUCUUUGACGAUCUGGCCAGGGCUUACCAAGAGGAACUACAAGACUUGUACGACGCCGGCUGCCGUUUCGUGCAACUGGACGACACGAACCUGGCAUACCUCUGUGAUCCUAAAAUGAGUUCCGCCGCCGAAGAACGACAUGGCAGCGACGCGAAGAAGCUUGCGAGCCAAUACGUAGACCUGAUCAACCGCGCUAUUGAAAAGCGGCCCAAGGAUAUGACAGUUGGGAUUCAUCUGUGCAGAGGAAACCACCGCAGCCAAUGGUUCGCGCAAGGCGGGUAUGAGCCCGUGGCGGAGGUUCUUUUCAAGGAUCUCAACGUUGACGUCUACUUUCUCGAAUAUGACGAUGCGCGGUCAGGAGAUUUCAGUCCUUUGCGCCACCUACCGGAGAACAAGGUAGUAGUUCUGGGCGUGAUGACCAGCAAGAAAGGCGAGCUGGAUGACAAGGAGACUAUGGUUCAGAGACUGAAGGAGGCCAGCAAGUAUUGCAAGCAAGGCUUGGACCAGCUUUGCAUCAGCCACCAGUGUGGAUUUAGCUCAACGAUGGAAGGCAACGAACUCAGCGAGGACGAACAAUGGGCGAAGAUUCGGUUGGAGGUACAGAUAGCAAAAGAGCUUUGGGGUGAUGACUUGUCCAAAUGA